Messenger RNA from Diospyros lotus (date-plum), 2430 nucleotides. RefSeq names its product pentatricopeptide repeat-containing protein At5g25630-like. The coding region runs from base 201 to 2105 and encodes 634 amino acids. Gene Ontology annotation, molecular function: protein binding. Lineage: Eukaryota; Viridiplantae; Streptophyta; Magnoliopsida; Ericales; Ebenaceae. The transcript has 4 exons. The record is from RefSeq and is a predicted model, not a curated record.
CCCAUUCUGAUUUCUGAUAAUAUUUGUGGAUAAGAUUUGCUGAUGGAUGCCACUACAAAACAACUGUGUCUUUCAUUUUAUGCACUUCCAACCUGCAACUAUGCCACUUCUCUCUUCCUCUCUCCCUGGAAACUACUGAGCUCAAAGAGGUACACAUGUCAAACUUUUCUCCCACUAUGUGUUAAGGCAGGUGGGGAAAAAUGGGAGAGUAUGGUAAAGAGAUGGCACGUUCUGUUGUCAGGGGAAAGGGCCAAAAUGGAGCAGUUACGAGCAAGAAAUGUAUCCAUGCUUCUUCACCCACCAUGGAACCUCAACUGCACGAGAAGGACUUGCCACGCCCAGUUCUAACUAAUAUAAGUUCUUCAAGUCAAUCCCACUGCCUCGUAUGUUUGGGAAACAGUACUUGUUCAACAGUUAGAUCAAGAACAAAACUGAUGAACAUUUUGAUCGAGAAGGGAAAGCUGCGAGAAGUGAACUCCAUUUUCAAAGGCUUAACAGAGGACGGGCACAGGCCAACCCUUGUAACUUACACAACCCUUUUGGCUGCCUUGACCCUCCAGAAGAAUUUCAAGGCCAUUCCCUCACUCCUCACUAAGGUGGAAGAGAAUGGCCUGAAGCCUGACUCAAUUUUCUUCAAUGCCAUGAUCAAUGCUUUCUCUGAGUCCGGGAACAUUGAAGAGGCCAUGAAAGUGUUCCAGAAAAUGAAGGAGAGUGGAUGUAGGCCCACAACCAGCACAUUUAACACACUGAUUAAAGGGUUUGGUAUCGUUGGAAAACCUCAAGAAUCGAUGAAAUUGUUAGAGCUAAUGUCACUCGAAGAAAAGGUGAAACCCAACGACAGGACCUACAAUAUUCUUGUCCGAGCAUGGUGCAACAAGAACAACAUUAAGGAGGCCUGGAACGUGGUGUAUAGAAUGGUUGGAUCUGGUUUAAAACCUGAUGUUGUCACGUACAACACACUAGCACAGGCUUAUGCUCGGAAUGGGGAAACAACUAGAGCUGAAGGAAUGAUAUCCGAGAUGCAGAACAACGGGGUGUUGCCCAAUCAACGAACUUGUGGAAUCAUCGUUAACGGGUUCUGUAAGGAAGGUAAUAUGACAGAUGCAUUGAGAUUUGUUUACAGGAUGAAGGAUCUUGGAGUGCAGCCAAAUCUUGUUAUUUUCAAUUCCCUUAUCAAAGGAUUUCUUGAUAUCACAGACACUGAUGGAGUUGAUGAGGCACUGACACUGAUGGAAGAAUUUGGGGUUAAACCGGAUGUGAUAACGUUUAGCACCAUCAUGAACGCGUGGAGUUCAGCCGGGCUCAUGGACAAAUGUCGAGACAUAUUUGAUGACAUGGUGAAGGCCGGCAUAGAACUGGAUAUACAUGCAUUCAGCAUUCUAGCGAAAGGAUAUGUGCGGGCUGGAGACCCGGAAAAGGCUGAGUCAGUGCUGAGAACUAUGGAAAAAUAUGGAGUUCACCCAAAUGUUGUAAUUUUCACUACAAUUAUAAGUGGAUGGUGCAGCGCAGGCAAGAUGGAGAAGGCCCUGAAGGUUUAUGGGAACAUGUGUGAAUUUGGCAUCUCCCCCAAUUUGAAAACUUUUGACACCCUUAUAUGGGGAUAUGGAGAAGCAAAACAGCCAUGGAAAGGAGAAGAGUUGCUCCAAAUUAUGGAAGAGAAAGGUGUGCAGCCAGAGGCAAACACUUUUCAGCUCGUUGCAGAUGCGUGGCGUGCCAUUGGAUUGGUGAGCAAAGCCAAGAGGAUUAUGCACGAGGAAGAAGAAGAUCAGAGUAUCACUCAUAAUACUAACAAGAAUGAAAUGCCAGCAGAGAGCCCGGAGAGAGUUCAUCAGAAAGAAAAUCUCGGUGCUGCCUAUUCAAACCUCUUGGAAGUACGUGGUGCGCUGAUAGCCAAUCAAAAUGGAUCGCUGGCUGGCAAAGCAAGAAGCCGGAUGGUGCUAAAAUGUUCCAAGUUCCCGUCCAAGAGGCUGAGUACCGGAACUAAAUUGACAAUUCUCUCAGGUAGAUGUGGAGCUGCUGCCAAGCCAGUAGCAUGGCAAAGAUUGUGCAAAGUGCAUGUGGGAUUUUAUGGGCCAUAUGUAACUUCUUGUCGACUGGUGCUUUGAAACUGAUGGGAGGCACAAAUCUGCUGCAUUGUGGCUGGGGUUAACCUCUGGUGGAAUGCUGCCAUUCUGGUUCAGGCCAGAAUGAAUUUCUGAUUGAGGAUUUCUUGCCAUUCACAGUUGUACAUACUAAUGGCAGCUUCUCCAACUUCAGGUACUUGAAGCUCUACCAUAUAAUCCUCCAUUCUGUUGGCAAAACUCAUUUGGCUGUUCUCUUUAGUCAAUCUGCCUUAAAAUGUACUUAUACAGUUGCCAAUUCUGGGCAGACAAAGAUACUGCUAAAUUCUUUGGUAAAGUAAUGAAAAUGCAAUGCUUCUAAUUGGAAAAA